ACGGUGGCUGCUCGCUGUUGUAAGUUUUUCUCAAUCCAUUCUAUUUUUUCUCGUGUGCAUUGCUCUUCCAUACUACCCCGAAACUUGCAUUUCUGCUCAGGUAUUAGAGUCUAGGACUGUGACGAUGGGCUCUCUCGAUACCAAAACCAUUGUGAACGAGAUGAAGUACGAUACGCAAGAAAAGCUCGCUGCUUUAAGCGUCAUUGACCCAGAGAUCGCACAGUACCUGGCAGCUGAGCAUCCACUACCAGAGUCAGCUCCCCCAGCCCCAGACACGGAGUUCGAGUACUCCAUCCAAAUCCCAAUGCGCGAUGGUGACCGCCAACAAGAAGCUCGCAUCCACAAGCCCUCCGCGCGAACGGGCGCAAAGUCCCCAGUCAUUAUUCUGAUCUACGGAGGUGCCUUCACAAUGGGCGACUGCCGUCAGAUGAGCCCCUGGGCCAGGAUCGCCACAAAGCUCUUCAACGCCACAGUCAUCAACCUUUCCUAUCGCCUGGCGCCAACCCACCCCUUUCCCGCGGCCCCUAAUGAUGUUGAAGAUGGCCUCAAGUGGGUUUCUGACAAUGCGCACACGCUUGGCGGCGAUCUAAGUGCUGGGUUCAUCAUCGGAGGCCCAUCCGCCGGCGCGAAUUUGGCGGCUGUAAUGGCCCAGAAGACGGUCGAUGGCACCACGAAGCUCGGAGCCCCUCUCACCGGCAUCUGGCUCUUGGCUCCGCUCUUCCUCGAGGACGAGAUAGUGCCUCCAGAGUACAAGGGUAUCUUCCUCGCAAGAGAGCAGAAUGCCGAGGCACCGAUCUUCAGUAAAGCGGCCUGGGGUUAUCUCGCAGCCAAUUACAAGGCAGACAUCAAGUCAGCGGGCUAUUCGCCAUUCAACUCGAAAACUCCGCAUGUCGGGAUGCCGCCGACAGUCGUUCAGGUCGGUGGUCUAGACUUCCUCAGGGACGACGGGCUGGUUUACGAGAUGGCUCUCAGAGCUCAUGGGGUUGAAACCCGCUUGGAUGUGUAUCCCGGUGCUCCACAUGGACAUUUCAUAUUCCCUGGAAUCAAGUCCGCGUUUAAGGCAAACAUCGAUAUCUUCAAGGGAAUCGGAUGGCUUCUCAAGCAGGAGGCCUCGGAGGAUGAGAUUGAGAAGGCAGUCGUUGCGGAUCCUUUCAUGACCGUUCCGAAGAAUUCGUCAUCGGCCUAUGAGGCUGUGUUCCGGUGACAAUAGAGCUUUUAGGAUGUUAUCACAUAAAGUACUUGUCGGAUUGGAAGUCCAAUUCGGCCGCGAGUAGGGGCAGAGCAUGGGCCACCUCGAGGGGGUACACUU
Molecule: messenger RNA, 1309 nt
Organism: Colletotrichum phormii
Lineage: Eukaryota; Fungi; Ascomycota; Sordariomycetes; Glomerellales; Glomerellaceae
Product: lipase/esterase
Exons: 3
Coding region: 125-1204 (359 amino acids)
Molecular function (GO): hydrolase activity
Source: RefSeq, a predicted model, not a curated record